Molecule: messenger RNA, 1140 nt
Organism: Haemonchus placei
Lineage: Eukaryota; Metazoa; Nematoda; Chromadorea; Rhabditida; Trichostrongylidae
Source: the annotation of a GenBank genome assembly
AUGAAGAGCGUCUUGACGGUAGGCACUGUAGCUUUAUCGAAAGAUACCUCCGAGGACAAUCCUGGGAACGGAAAGGAGCAGCCAUCAAACGCCUCUCAACAACAGAAUGUGAUGACGAUGUUCAAUAUAAUGAAUAUGCUGAUGGGUCAAAAUGCUGGUCUACAAUUGCCGUUCGCCUCACAACCACAGACGACAUCAAGUGGAGGAAACACACCCGAAACCGAUGAAGAGUUGACAGCACCGAAGAGCGCUACCGCUUUGGUGUCGAUGGUGAAAAAUUUCGGCGAAGAGAAGCUCACUGCGGUCUCACCGUCGGUGGCGUCAAGGCUACCACGACUUGGCGAACUAACCGACGCUCAAGCGGAGACGUUGGCCACUGUGGAAUGCACCCAGUGCUCGGAGAGACUGCCAUCGAUUUUGGCAUUAUCGUCACACUACGAUGCUGCCCAUUCGAGCACUCUACCCGAUUCGGCUGUGCAGUCGUUCGCCGAUCGAAUUUGUGAGAUGAUACCCGACGUGACCACCCCCAUCCAGACCAAUGGUCAUCACCUGCAAUACUUUGAUAUCAACAACAGUCCAUCAGAAUCUCAAAUCAAAGAAAUGUCAUUGAAAGCUGGUUUACCGGAAAAAGUCAUCAAGCAUUGGUUCAGGAAUACGUUGUUCAAGGAACGCCAACGUGAUAAGGAUUCUCCGUACAACUUCAGUGUACCACCACAGAUGGGUAUCGACCUGGAUACAUAUGAAAAGACCGGUGAAACGAAGGUCGUGCCGCUUGCAUCUGCUGCAGAGGUGAAACGUGAGCCAUCACCGAAACCUGUUGAAACACCGACUGUGCCUCCCUUGAAUCUUCAGGCGAUGAUGCAGCAGAUGCAACACGCGAAUCCAUUCCAAUUCAUGGACCCCUCCGGAAUGAUUUCUGGGCCAAUAACCCAACUGUCGCAAUCAAGUACCUCAGGUCGUCGAGCGAAUCGAACCCGUUUCACGGACUAUCAGCUACGGACUUUGCAACAGUUCUUCGACAAGCAGGCUUACCCGAAAGAUGACGAUUUGGAGGUGUUGAGCAAGAAACUGCAGCUGAGCCCGCGAGUGAUUGUGGUGUGGUUUCAGAACGCUCGACAAAAGGUGAGUGUUUCUGCCUAG